Molecule: messenger RNA, 948 nt
Organism: Pleurotus ostreatus (oyster mushroom)
Lineage: Eukaryota; Fungi; Basidiomycota; Agaricomycetes; Agaricales; Pleurotaceae
Exons: 8
Coding region: 1-948 (315 amino acids)
Source: RefSeq, a predicted model, not a curated record
AUGGAUCUCAACCAACCCAAAUUUCACCGUGAAUCGGUGAGGAUACCAUCGAAGACGCCUGGAUGGGACCUGGAUGCUUGGGUAUACACGCCUACGACUUCGAGCUUAACCUCUGGAGGAAGAACGAGGAGGAGAACAAUUCCAGUGAUUGUGAUGGCUCACGGCCUAGGCUGUACGAAAUCCCUCGGAUUAUCCUCCUAUGCCGAAGCCUUCACGACAGCUGGCUACGCGUGUGUCGCGUUCGAUUACAGGAGAUGGGGGGAUUCUGAUGGGGCACCGCGGCACUGCACGUACUUCCAAGACCAGAUGGAGGACUACGCGUCUGUUGUCAAGUAUUGCAGGCAACACGAUGAUUUCGGGUUCGAUCCGCAGAGGGUCAUUUUGUGGGGUUAUAGUUUCUCUGGUGGCCACGUUCUUUCUUUGUCCGCUGAUCCCACGCUCAACAUCUACGCGACAAUCGCCCAAGCACCAUACACCGGCCGCGCCUACAACCUCUCCCCGACCCUCCUCUGCCUCAAACGCACUCUCCUCGCCCUAGGGGACAUCAUCCUGACGACAUUGACAUCGAACCCCGUGUAUAUCCGCACCGCGGCAGAGCCGACAGAAGUAGGUGCCGUGAUAGCGCCAGGAUCUGCGGACGGGUUCCGGCGGCUGCCUGGUGCUGACAGGCAUUUCCCGAAUCAGAUAAACGCGUCGAUAUACCUCUCCGCGCCCUCGCAUCAACCGCACCAACUCGUGCCCGCGAUCCAAACCCCCGUCUUGUUCAUCGCAGCGCAGCACGAUCGUAUCUGUCCUGCUGCCAAAAUCGUAGAAACAAGCAAAAGGGCACUGAAGGCGAAGGUGGUGGAGAUCCCUGGAGAUCACCUCGACAUGUUCGAAGGAGGGCACGCGUUUGAGGCGUGUCGCGAGGCGCAGUUGAAGUUUUUGGCGCAGUAUGUGCCCCUUUAG